Messenger RNA from Spinacia oleracea (spinach), 1304 nucleotides. Its product is annotated as ethylene-responsive transcription factor ERF073. Gene Ontology annotation, biological process: ethylene-activated signaling pathway; regulation of DNA-templated transcription. Gene Ontology annotation, molecular function: DNA binding; DNA-binding transcription factor activity. The record is from RefSeq and is a predicted model, not a curated record. The transcript is spliced from 2 exons. NCBI's taxonomy places the organism in Eukaryota, Viridiplantae, Streptophyta, Magnoliopsida, Caryophyllales, Amaranthaceae. The coding region runs from base 223 to 1143 and encodes 306 amino acids.
UGGAAACCUCCUUUCUUCAGCUGUCUCCCACUCUCUAAUUCUUUUCUUUACCGCCAUUAUAAAUACACUUCUUAUCCUCUUUCUACCUUCCUAUCAACAAUCCCAUUCACAACUUGUCUUUUUCCAACAACAACAACAAGAACAAAACCCCCCCUUACUCUCAAUAAUCUAAAUCUUAUUUCGCAUAAAAAAAAUUACAAUAAUCUUUCAACUUUCUUGAGAAUGUGUGGAGGUGCAAUUUUAGCGGAUUUAAUCCCGCGUAAUCAAGGCAGAUAUACUUCUGGUUCAGAUUUCUGGCCUGAUGCUUUCUUUUCAACAUCAGAUAACUUCACUAAACAAGUUUCAAAUCGUCCUACUAAAAGGCCACUUUCCUAUUCUUCAGGCGGUGUGCAGCUAGAAAAGCGGCCGAAGAAACAGAGGAAGACACAGUACAGAGGAAUACGACAGCGGCCGUGGGGGAAAUGGGCGGCGGAGAUUCGUGACCCGAGGAAAGGUGUUCGUGUUUGGCUUGGUACUUUCAACACUCCUGAAGAAGCUGCUCGAGCUUAUGAUAAAGAAGCUCGUAAAAUCCGUGGUAAAAAAGCCAAAGUUAAUUUCCCUAAUGAAGAGGAGGACAGUUUUACCAAUCAUCCUCAAUUUUUUCCAGCUCCCUUGUAUCAGCAGCAAAAUCAACAACAAUUCAACAACAUUUUGCAGCCUGAAAAUCAGAUUCUUGACUACCCAACAACCGAUUAUAUGAACCAAAAUCUGCAUGUUUCGUCAAAUGGGUUGGCUUUAAAUCAAGAGAGCUCAAAUGGGUAUAGCUUAGAAUCUGCUUAUGUUGCUCCAAAUUUGAUGGGUAUCGCCACCACCAAUCAAAUGAAGGAUGAGGUGAACCAGAGUUCAUCGGGAAAAGUCGCGCCCGUGUCGAUGACGGGGGAGAGGGCGGCGAUUGUGUUGGCGGAAGAAAGAGAAGAAGAGGCGGAGAGUGAAGUGCAAAAGUUGUCAGAGGAGCUUAUGGCUUAUGAAAACUACAUGAAGUUUUAUGAAAUUCCUUACAUGGAAGGCCAAUCUGCCACCGUAGCGCCGCCGUUGUGUUCUUGUCAAGAGGGAAAUGCUACUUUGGAGCUUUGGAGUUUUGAUGAAGAUGUUCCCUCUACUUGAAGAUUUGGAUAAUCAUCGUCUUUUAAUUUUAAUUGAAUGAGCGGUUAAUAAUAGGGAGAAGUUUUAUUUUAAUUGAGAAAAAAAGUGUAAUUUUUUCUGCCCUUUUUCGUUGGCACUGGUUGUGGAAACUAAUUUUCUAGAAUUUGAUAUUGUGCUGAAAA